UGAAAUAAAGGCUGUGGAGCCCUGAACAUGCGGUCCUGUAGCUUUUGACACCGGAGGCAUUUUACAGGCUGCGCUAGAAGUUUGGCGUGGUGGUGUGUCUGGGCUGUCGGUCGGUCUUUAUUCGGGACAUUCGGGCUAUUUUUGGUUCGACGCCGCUCCAUUUCUCUAAAACAUGUGGAAAUGUCUGUCUCUGCCAAAGUUCCGUUUUCACGCCUCGGCCACGGCGCUGAAAAAGGCGCCGCUGAAGCUGAAGGGAAAGAGCGGCGCCGAGCAGCGGUGGCUCGUCAGACAGCUCGGCGAUCCUUUCGUGAAAGCCGCUCAUUCCCAAAACUACCGCUGCAGGAGCGCCUUCAAACUACUGGAGAUCGACGACAAGUACGACGUGCUGAGACCCGGCCUGAGCGUUGUAGACUGCGGAGCUGCGCCUGGAGCGUGGAGCCAAGUGGCAGCGCAGAGAGUCAAUGCAGCGGGGGAGAGGCCAGAUUUACCCAGAGGAAGUGUCAUAGGAAUCGAUCUGCUGCACAUUGCCCCUCUGGAAGGUGCACACUUCUUGUCCAAUCAGGACAUCACUGAUCCUGCCACUCAUGCAGCGCUGCAGAGACUCCUUCCUCAAGCCCAAGCCGAUGUCAUCCUCAGUGACAUGGCACCCAACGCCAGCGGGCUCAGAGAGCUAGACCACGAAAGACUAGUGAGCAUGUGUCUUUCACUUUUGGAACUGGCUGACAAGAUCCUGAGGCCGGGGGGCUCCCUGGUGUGUAAAUACUGGGACGGAGGGCUCACGCAUAAGCUCCGGGACGGUCUCGCUCGUGCUUUUCGGGACGUGAGGACUGUGAAACCCAAAGCAAGCAGGAAAGAGUCAUCAGAACUUUACUUCCUGGCCAGGACGUUCAGGAACACAUAGUGUUAUUCUUCACACACUCAAAAAUAAAGAGAUUCAGAUGUAUGUGUUGAACACCAUAUAGAACCAAUUCACUGUUUAGACACAGCUACUCAGAAGGGUUUUCCCUGUUCUUUCUGUUUUCCAUGUUGUGGAAUUGUAGUAAAGACAAAACUAUGCAAAAAUUACUUCAGUCGGAAAUAACAAACAGCACUGUUUAGACCCAGUUUGUCUUAAGUGUAUUAACGAGGAUAGAUAUUCUACUAAUUAGCUUUUAACCAGUAAUAACAGUGAUGCAGUGCCUCCAAAAAUAUUUGGCCUUUUUUUGCCAUUUAACCAUUUAACCUUGAAGGAAUGAUUGGGCUAUUUUUGAUGAAAUAUUCCUGUAAUAAGGUUCUAUAGGUUAAUUCAGGUUUAAUAAAGAGUUUUGUUUAUGUGAAGUCCUGAAGAAGAAUUCUAAGAGGAACUGCGAAUCACAGAGAUGAAAAGGUUUAGAGCAGUUUUUCUUGGUGUUGAUGAGCUUGUAUUCACUAUUGGAAUCACAAACUCAGAAGCUUAUUAAGGCAUUUUUCAAUGCAGGCCUGCAGAAGUCUGCAGAGAAACUGCUCAAACAAUAACGGUCUAAAAACCCAGUCUGUUGAAAAUAAAUGCCACUUUGGUUUGACGUGUCA
Molecule: messenger RNA, 1548 nt
Organism: Pygocentrus nattereri (red-bellied piranha)
Lineage: Eukaryota; Metazoa; Chordata; Actinopteri; Characiformes; Serrasalmidae
Gene: mrm2
Product: mitochondrial rRNA methyltransferase 2
Exons: 2
Coding region: 173-901 (242 amino acids)
Biological process (GO): RNA methylation
Cellular component (GO): mitochondrion
Molecular function (GO): rRNA (uridine-2'-O-ribose)-methyltransferase activity
Source: RefSeq, a predicted model, not a curated record